AUGUUCGACAUGAUCAACAUUUUCGAGGUCUUCCUGCCCCAGCUUCUUCGGUACCCGAACCCGACAGAUCCCCUUAACGGCGAGGCGGCGGCUCUGAUGAUAAGGGAACCCAAGAGCUACGACGCCAAAGUAAAGGAGUAUGUACAAAAGUACGCGAGCAAAGAUGCCGCCGACGAGGCCGGUGCCGAGAGCGACGACGACGAUGACAUGUCCUCCGUCGGCAGUUUCGGGGACGAUGAUGAGGAACCGGCCGGUCGACUGGACGAUGUAUGA
Molecule: messenger RNA, 273 nt
Organism: Colletotrichum higginsianum IMI 349063
Lineage: Eukaryota; Fungi; Ascomycota; Sordariomycetes; Glomerellales; Glomerellaceae
Product: Ubiquitin-conjugating enzyme
Exons: 2
Coding region: 1-273 (90 amino acids)
Source: RefSeq, a predicted model, not a curated record